GUUUCUUCAUUGUCGUAACUUGUAGGGAAGAGAGAGGAGAUAGGGAAGUGAGAGAGGGGGAAACCCUAGAUUCUAUCUCCAUUCGUUUCUCAAAUCGAAGGCGAUGGUGUUCUACUUCAAGGCCCGACCAGAUGCUGGGGACUACACCAUCUUCAUGGGACUCGAUAAGUUCGAGAACGAGGAGCUCAUCAAGUACGGCUUCCCCGAAGACGUCUGGUUUCACGUUGAUAAGAUGUCGUCAGCUCACGUUUACUUGAGGCUACAUAAAGGCCAAGGCUUUGAUGAUAUUAAUGAAGGUGUGCUGGAGGAUUGUGCUCAGCUUGUUAAAGCUAACUCCAUUCAAGGAAACAAGGUGAACAACGUAGAUGUUGUGUACACUCCUUGGUCUAAUUUGAAGAAGACUGCUUCCAUGGAUGUUGGACAAGUUGGUUUCCACAAUUCAAAGAUGGUCCGGACUAUCAGAGUGGAGAAGCGAGUCAAUGACAUAAUUAACAGAUUGAACAAAACAAAAGUUGAGAGAACCCCUGAUUUGAGAGCUGAGAGAGAAGCAGUGAACGCUGCAGAAAGAGCUGAGAGGAAGCAACACCUGAGGGAGAAGAAGAAACGUGAAGACAUAGAGAGGCUUGAGAAGGAGAGGCAAGCAGAUAUGAGGAGUUACAAGGGAUUAAUGGUAACUGACAAAAUGACAUCCAACAAAGACAUUGCUUCAAGCAACAAGUCUAUUCAAGAACUCGAAGACGAUUUCAUGUAAAAAGAGCCCUGAAGAAAUGAGAGUGAAAAAUAUUCUGCUGGUGCUGUCCUUUAAAGGUUUAUCAAGUUCUUCUAUUAGCCUUGGAGCU
Messenger RNA from Eruca vesicaria subsp. sativa (arugula), 839 nucleotides. The record is from the annotation of a GenBank genome assembly. Lineage: Eukaryota; Viridiplantae; Streptophyta; Magnoliopsida; Brassicales; Brassicaceae.